Molecule: messenger RNA, 980 nt
Organism: Cokeromyces recurvatus
Lineage: Eukaryota; Fungi; Mucoromycota; Mucoromycetes; Mucorales; Mucoraceae
Exons: 9
Coding region: 51-881 (276 amino acids)
Biological process (GO): regulation of DNA-templated transcription
Source: RefSeq, a predicted model, not a curated record
UUUUUUUUUUCUUAUUCAAAUUAUUAUUCUACCUUGUUAAAUAUUAAAGAAUGAAGCCAAGCAGUUUAAUACCUAAACAAUUUGAUAAUUUGGUAUAUCUUGACGAUUAUAUUGAUACCAUAGAAGCUGUUCCUCUUGAUUUACAAAGAAACUUUACCCUUAUGAGGGAAUUAGACGGUUACGCACAAGAGUUAAUGGAUACCGUUUCAAGAAAUGCAAUUGAGCUUAUUGAUAACAUAAAAGACAUGGAUCCAAAUUCACGACUUGAUAAAUUAAAACACCUUACCACUAUAUUAACAGAGACAUUAAAAAGAGGAGAAGAAAAAGUAGCUCUCGCCAAGUCAACAUUUGAUGCAGUUGACCGUCAUUGUAAUCGGUUGGAUGCAGAUUUAGUUAAAUUUGAAGAAGAUCAAAUAAUUGGAAAAAAUCGAAUUACAACAUUACCAGGAUUACAACCUUCUGCUAGAAGUCUUAAGGAAGGAACUGAUAUUCGAGAAAGACUUACAAAACGCUUAGAAAGAGAAAGAAAAGAAAUGAAAGGAGAUAAGAAGAUGAUUAAAAAACGAAAGACAGCAGUGAAAGAUCCAAAUAAUAUAAAUGCUAUAAAAAAUAUAGAAAAAGAAAAAGCAAAGCAUGUCUAUAACAAACAUGGAAACGGGAAACCAAAGACAGUUGUUCCUGCUGAUAUGCCAAUUGAUCCAAAUGAACCACUAUAUUGUUAUUGUCAGCAAGUUUCUUAUGGUGAAAUGGUCGCUUGUGAUAACACAGAUUGUGAAAUUGAAUGGUUUCAUUUAGCUUGUGUUGAUCUUAAAACAGUACCAAAAGGUAAAUGGUAUUGUAACAAUUGUAUUUUAAAAAUGAAGGGAAGACAACGUAAAUAAGUAUUGGCUAUUUUUUAUUUUAUUUUAUUUUAUUUUAUUUUGUUUAUUUUAUUUUAUUUUUUUUGUACAUUUAUUUUUAUGCAUAAACCUUAAGGACAC